AAUUUAAAAAUGUUUGUUAUCUAUAAUAAAUUUUCUAAAAUAACCAGUUUCGGUUCGCUAAGAAAAUUUUGUAUGAAAGCUGCAAAAUCAAAAGUAGAAUGUCCUUUUAGUAACAGAAAAAGUGUUGGCCAACCUACAAGUGAAACACAUCCUCACCUUUUGAGCGAAGGUGAGGUGACCCCAAUGAUAACAAAAUGUGAAUAUCAGAACAGAAGGGCUGGUUUGGUGGAAUCUAUUUUGAAAUAUGUUUCUAGAAUUGGUCUGAUCCAAAAGAAUCAUAUGAUAGUUAUCCCUGCUGCCUCUAAACAAUACAUGUCUGAUAAGAUCCCUUAUGUCUUCCGCCAAAACACAGAAUUUUUGUAUUUAACAGGUUGUCAGGAACCAGAUUGCUGUGUUGUGAUAACAGUUGGAGAGGGAGGAAGUCAUUGUACAACUUUAUUUACCAGGGAUAGGGACGAGCAUGCUGAAUUAUGGGAUGGGCCAAGAACUCACUCCACUGAUGCAGUUAGUUUUUUUGGGGUAGAUCAAAGCCUACCAAUAAGUGAACUAGAGAAGUUUCUCAUAUCUUAUAAGAAGUCUCAUAAAGAUUCAAGUUUAUGGUGCGACUUAUUGACACCAGUCCAAAAAAAUAUUAGAAACUUAAUGUUGGAAAUUGGCCAUAAGAAGUGGGAAAAUCCGAAACCAUUCUUACAUAAGUUACGGCUUUAUAAAAGUCCAUCUGAAAUAGCAUUGAUGCAAAGAGCUUGUGAUAUCACUGCACAAGCCUUCAUGGAAACAAUGUCUUUUUCAAGACCAGGCAUUGGGGAGAAUCAAAUAUUUGCCAAGGUCGACUACGAGUGCCGAAUGAGAGGUGCAGAAUAUUUGGCUUAUCCUCCUGUAGUAGCUGGUGGCGAAAGAAGCACUAUUAUUCAUUAUAUUAACAACAAUCAAUUGAUUCAUGAAGAUGAGAUGAUAUUAAUGGAUGCAG
This is a messenger RNA of Leptinotarsa decemlineata (Colorado potato beetle), 967 nucleotides long. RefSeq names its product xaa-Pro aminopeptidase 3. Gene Ontology annotation, biological process: proteolysis. NCBI's taxonomy places the organism in Eukaryota, Metazoa, Arthropoda, Insecta, Coleoptera, Chrysomelidae. Gene Ontology annotation, molecular function: manganese ion binding; metalloaminopeptidase activity. Gene Ontology annotation, cellular component: mitochondrion. The record is from RefSeq and is a predicted model, not a curated record.